Molecule: messenger RNA, 336 nt
Organism: Mesorhabditis spiculigera
Lineage: Eukaryota; Metazoa; Nematoda; Chromadorea; Rhabditida; Rhabditidae
Source: the annotation of a GenBank genome assembly
AUGAGCAAAGCACCAAGCGCCGACCCGAACCCGCUCCAGGUGGCCGCCGGCGGAGGGACCGUCAAGUUUCGCCUGAAGAACCCGGACACCAAGGGAUUUCUCUAUCACAUCGAGAUCGCCGACCCGGCCAACUGGCAGAUCGCGAUGCCUCCGUUCGGGACCCUUCCGAUGGGCGACGGCAAGUUCGUGGAGGUGACGAAAAAGGCGGGACCCGCCUGCGAGUCGAAGGUCUCCUUCAAGUUCUACAAGGAGGUCAAGUCCGGCCAAGACUUUGACCUCGACGCCCUGCUCAAGUCGCCGCCCUUGCACCAGUUUGAGCUGAAGCUGAUCGCGAAG